Molecule: messenger RNA, 2463 nt
Organism: Manihot esculenta (cassava)
Lineage: Eukaryota; Viridiplantae; Streptophyta; Magnoliopsida; Malpighiales; Euphorbiaceae
Exons: 6
Coding region: 1062-2015 (317 amino acids)
Source: RefSeq, a predicted model, not a curated record
AAUUAGCGUGGCUUAUCAAUAUUUUUUCCCACUCAGUUUCUCUCUCUGUGUCUCAGUUUCUUUCUAGAUGCCAAAAGCUCUGUUUCUGUUACAAUCGGAUAAUCUCAUAAUAUUUUUCUCCUUGCUCUGCUUCUUUGUGGUGUUCUGUUGUUUCUUUCUUGGAUUUAGCACUACUUUUCUUUCCCCGGAAACUCGAUUCCGUUUAUCAUUUUCCGUUAGAAAAGAAAAUUUAUGAUCUAGAUUCACACGCUAUCAAUUCCAUUAAUCUGCAAAUAUGGAUUUCUGUUGAAAACCAAGAAUCUGAUUUUUCUCAGACUUUCUCUCAUCAUUUCCUCAUUUUCUCUCUCAGCUUUUUCUUUCCUUUGAAAAUUUGCGUUAAACUAGGAAGGUUCUCUCUGGGGUAUUUUUCUUUUGCCCUUGAUUGAACGCGUUUUUCGUUGUGGGUUUUUUGAUUUAACUUGAAAUUAACGUUGUAUUUUGUGGUGUCUUAAGGGAAGUGGUUUCUUUGAUUUUGAACAACGUAGUCAUAGCAGAAGGAGGAGGGUAUUGAGUUUUCGUUAAGUUUAGAGCAAAGCAAACACAGAAACAAAACAUCCCAAAUUUAAACAAUCACUUUCUCUUAAAGGUUUCUUUUUUGACUUUCCCAGUCGAAAAUGAUGCCGGAAAUUUGUUUUUCCGGUGGCUUUGCUUUUUGACAACGUUGCCAUUUAUCAGCCAGGACUUCUUCUUGUAACAGAGGAAGAGAGAGAGACAUAUUUUUUGUUUUUUUUUUUUGUUUUUUGUUUUUAUUUAGCUGUCCAAACGUCAAAAAAUAUAAUUCUCUUGCAUUUCUGUUUCUCCUCGUCACUAUUUCUAUCUAAAGAGGAAAUCAAAUCCCGUCAAUCUCUCUCUCUCUCUCUCCCUCUCCCUCUCUCUCCCUCUCUCUGCCCCUUUUCGUUUCGUUUCGCCUCUUUUUCUUGCGCUUCCUCUGUUUUUUCUUUUCUGGGUUGGGAGGGAAACUGAAUUUCUCUCCUUUCUUUCUUUUUCUCCAUAUCUCUCUCUCCUUCUCUGUCCUCGAAACCAUGAUUUUUGAAAAGGGGUCAACACAAUCAAACCUCGACUGUUUCCUUCAUUGCACAACACCUGUAGUUCCAUCCCAAUUCCUCCCCAAGACAGAGAUUAGAAACUUAAACCGUCUAUGGCACCCAUGGGAGAGAGACACAGUUGACUAUUUUACCUUGGGUGACCUGUGGAAUUGUUUUGAUGAAUGGAGUGCAUAUGGGGCUGGAGUUCCUAUUAUCUUGAACAGUGGUGAAACAUUGGUCCAGUACUAUGUGCCUUAUCUCUCUGCAAUCCAAAUUUUCACUAGCAAUGCCUCUUUGAGCGGUUUCAGGGAAGAGAUCGAGUCAGGUGACGGUGAGACGAGGGAUUCAUUUAGCGAUUCAUGUAGUGAUGAGAGUGGGAGUGACAAGUUAUGGAGGUGGGAUGGAUGCUCUUCAGAGGAAGGAGGAUUCGAGCAAGACAAUCUUUGGCGUCUCAAUGAUAGAUUGGGUUACCUAUACUUUCAGUAUUUUGAGAGAUCAACUCCUUAUGGAAGAGUACCUUUGAUGGAUAAGAUUAAUGGAUUGGCUCAAAGAUACCCAGGUUUGAUGUCAUUGCGAAGUGUGGAUCUUUCACCAGCGAGUUGGAUGGCUGUUGCUUGGUACCCUAUUUAUCACAUUCCCAUGGGGAGAACCAUAAAGGAUUUAUCCACAUGCUUUCUCACGUACCACACCCUUUCUUCAUCUUUUCAAGAUAUGGACCUAGAUGAUGACAUUGAGAGUCCAGAAAAGAAGCAAAAGGAAGGGGAAAGCAUCUCCCUGCCCCCAUUUGGUUUGGCCACUUACAAGAUGCAGGGAAAUGUGUGGAUCUCAGGCAAUUGUGGGCAGGACCAAGAAAGACUGGUGUCACUUUUGAGCGUGGCAGACUCUUGGUUAAAGCAACUAAGGGUCCAGCACCAUGAUUUCAACUACUUCACGGGGAUUAGGCGUGGCUAAAAUCGCUAGUUUCAACAUUGCAAAUUCUAAAACCCAUGAGAAGAACUAAUCACUAAAAAUCUCCAUUUUAUUGGAAUUUUAACAUGGUGCUUAAGGGCCUUAUCUGUGAGGAUUGUAGCAUGCUAUCAAGCAUUGCCCAUACAGCUAAUCCUUGUAUGAGGUUUGAUCAUCAAAGAGGGCCUGUGAGAUAGAGCUGACCAUCUGUUUGUCUUUUUUUUUCUUUUUUUUUUUUUUUCCUGCUGAUCUUUGAAGUGGUUGAUGGAGCUUUCCUUUGUGUAGAGUUAUGGAAGAGAUAAUAGACAUUAGAGAAAAUGGUAGCUCUUCAAGUUUUAACCUUUUCAGGGUUGUGUAACAUUCUCUUUUGACUAUAAUGGAACCAUAGGAAAUGGGGAAACUGUUGCAUGUUGUCUUAUGUUUUUAAUGUGAUUCCCUUUCUGUAGUUGCCUAA